AUGAGUCAGUUCAACACUUCGUUUUGGGCCAUCGCGCUCCUGUCGGCAUUGGCCGUUUCUGCCUUCUCGGCCGCCGAUGCGCAGUCCUACAUGGCGUCUCGCGCUCAAGCAGCCAGAAAGGCCGCGAACGACGCGGACGCGCUGGCGCUAACAGCGCAGGCGGAUUACAACGAGAAGCUCAAGGCGGAAACCGCGGCUAAGAAGGCCGUUGACGACGCCGACGCCGAUCUGGCCGCCGCGCAGACGGAACUCAAUAACAAAAAGAAGCAGCUCGACGACACCAAGGCUAAGGGCGAGAAGGCGCGCCAGGAUACGAUCAGGUUGAAGCAGACUGUGCGCGACGAGCAGGCGUAUAACGACGAGCUCGAAAUGGACGCUGGCGAGGCGGAUAACGACGAGAAGGAGUUCGCGAAGGAUAUCGUCGACGCGCAGGCGCGCGCGAAUCUCACGGCGGAUCUGCUGGCGGAGCAGAACGCGAUCGUUAAGGAGGCGACUGACGACUCGACGUACUACGCGCGGCUCGCGACGAAGCUCAAGACGCCGGAGGCGCAGGCGGAUGCUCUCGAGGCGCAGUCGAUUCGCGCGCAGGCGGUUCGGAUUCAGGGCGCGCUUGUGAAGCAGGCGCAGCGGUCCGUUGAGCGCGUUGGCAGGAUGCAGUUUGAGUGGGCUGCGACCAAUAAGGACAAGGCCGAAACGAGGAGCAAGGCUGACGAGCACAAGGUUGUGCUGGACAAGGCUAAGAAGGACGCGUCGGACGCCGAGGCGCUUUACAACUCGGCUAUCGUCGAAGCUAAGACUAUCGACGCGGCGGUCAAGCAGCAAGCCGCCGUGGUCGUGGCGAAAACUAAGGCCGCGAAAGACGCGCGAAUUCCGCUCGCGAGGGCCGCAACCGCUCGGGCUCAGUCCGAAACCAAGUUCAAUGCGCUCAAGUCGCGCGCUGACGGAUUUAAGGCGGCUGCGGACAAGGCGCAGAAAGAGAACGCCGAAGAGGCCAAGAACGGUAACGGUAACGCCUACGGCAGCACCAACUAG
Closterium sp. Yama58-4 is the source of this 1032-nucleotide messenger RNA. The record is from the annotation of a GenBank genome assembly. Lineage: Eukaryota; Viridiplantae; Streptophyta; Zygnematophyceae; Desmidiales; Closteriaceae.